Molecule: messenger RNA, 6031 nt
Organism: Anneissia japonica
Lineage: Eukaryota; Metazoa; Echinodermata; Crinoidea; Comatulida; Comatulidae
Product: nuclear pore complex protein Nup98-Nup96-like
Exons: 38
Coding region: 173-5686 (1837 amino acids)
Biological process (GO): protein import into nucleus; RNA export from nucleus; post-transcriptional tethering of RNA polymerase II gene DNA at nuclear periphery
Cellular component (GO): nuclear pore cytoplasmic filaments; nuclear pore
Molecular function (GO): structural constituent of nuclear pore
Source: RefSeq, a predicted model, not a curated record
UAUAACAAACCUACAAAUAAAAUUCUUCGUUUUUGUAAUAGUCUACAAUGGCGAAUGCGCUCAUCGCUAAAAAUUGACACAGCCAGCAAUAUUGGGAUUUUACUAGUUCUUCCUGUUUGAACUGGUUGUAUCACGUUCUCAGGUUAUAUAUGCAGGUGUGAGUUAAUUCAAGAUGUUCGGUGGGGCGAAUAAGUCCGGGUUUGGGACAACGGGGAACACUUUUGGUUCAGGAUUAUUCAACUCAACAAGCAAACCAACAAGCGGGUUUGGAACUGGUGGAUUUGGAGGUCAAAGUUCAGGUUCUGGCCUUUUUGGCAACACCAGUGCUACUCAAUCAUCGGCUGGUACUUUGUUUGGAACAGGUGGUACUAGCAGUUCAUUUGGUACAGGUGCAAGUAAUACAGGUUUCAGCUUUGGAAGUGGUUCAAAUAGUUCUACAGGUAGUAGUAUGUUUGGGAGCACAAACACGGCCGGUUCUACUGGUUUGUUCAACACACCUACUUCAAGUUCGUCGUUCGGUACUGGCGGUUCCUUGUUCGGUGGUCAAAAAUCUGCUUUCGGAGGGGCGUCCGCCGCCGGCGGCAUAUUUGGCCAGCCGGCUGCGACGGCUAGCCCGUUCGGCCAGGGAGGAAGCACGGCGGGUGGGGUUCUGUUCGGAGGAGGUUCUUCUAGCGGGUUUUUUGGCUCUGCAGCUCCCAUCAGCGGAACAACCAAACCUUUUCAGGCUACUAUUAGCACAGAUACUGCAGUGAAAAAUGGAGUAACGCAAAACCAGCAAACAAAACACCAAGUUAUAACAGCCAUGAAGGAGUAUGAAAAUAAAUCAUUUGAGGAAUUAAGAGUUGAAGAUUAUGCUGCUAACAGGAAAGGCCCAUCUUCCGGAGGUCUUGGUACCACAACAACAGACAAAGGCCUCUUUGGCCAGCCUGCAACAUCAUCCUCCGGCUUCGGAGGCUUUGGCACUACACCAAAACCUGGAGGAUUUGGGACUUCCUUUGGAACUGGUCAAAACUUGGGUACUUUUGGUCAGACCCAGACGUCUCAGCAGCAACAGGGAAGUACCCUCUUUGGUCAGAAUAAGCAGUUUUUUGGCGGAACGGGCACUGGGGCAACCACAGCAUUCGGUGGUGGUGGCGGUGCAGCGAAUACCUUCGGGCAACCAACACCAGCAAAGAGUUUGUUUAGUCAGCAGCCACCUUCCAACCCUGGUCUAUUUGGAAGUAACACCUCAGGUUUUGGAACAGGAUCAUUCGGCUCGCAAAACACAGGAUUUGGACAACCGCAAUCGACGGGACUCUUCGGUGCGAAUAAAUCUGGUGGAUUUAACACGGCCACAACGUCUGCCAACACUCCAUUUGGUUUUGGAACCAAUAAUCCUGGUUCAAGUUUGUUUGGCGCUCCUAAGCCUACCGGUUUAAAUCUUGGUAAUACAAACAUUGGCACCGGUUUUAAUACCAAUACCUCAACCGGUGGAGGACUCUUUGGUGGAAAGUCUAAUACAAGUUUUGGUGGUGGUUUUGGUACUGGCAAUACAGGUAGUUCACUGUUUAGUGGUUUAAAUAAACCGACCGGUCUUGGUACAACGUUUAACAGUGGUUCAACUGGCUUUAAUGCUGGAGGCCUAGGCACAGGAGGUGGGCUCAACCUUGGUGGGGGAGGUUUACAGACUGGAAGGGUGAUUGUAGAAAGCACAGAACAGCAGUUAUUAUUAUUGAGUGGGAAUACAAAUCCGACGGCCCAACAACAAGCCCAGUUGUUGACUCUUAUCACGUCGCCAUACGGUGAUAACCCGUUGUUCAAGAACACGCUACAGACCACGGGACAACGUGAAGCGGUACUAAAACCAACUAGUGCGGCAGCCCAGAAAGCACUUAUAUCAUCACCAUAUAAGGUUUCCACCCGGCCUAGCCCCAAGAUCCGGCCGAAGGCCCUUCAAGCGCGAAGUAUAAGUAUGAAGUCACAGUUAUUUGAGGGCUUAGAAGAAGAAGAUGCAGUCAUUAGGUCAGAUUCAUUUAUGCCUAGACGAAGUGUCAAAAAGCUAGUCAUAAAAAAGAAGUCCCCUGGAGGGUCCUAUAGUGGGCUUAGCUUCAGGAAAGCAGAAGAUGAUUUGGUUUCACCGUUACCGCUGUUUCCAAAGGAUUCGACAUCUCCGGGUGGUGACACGUCAAUGAGUGAAUCAAGUCCAUCUCAGUUGCCAGGCAGGGCCUACAACUCACCUGUUGUCACUCCUGUUCAAGAAGUUAGUGUUGUCACUCCUGCUCAAGAGACAACACCCCAAGACACUGAGGACCCCAACUGCACUAUACACCAUCUUGGUGUACGAUCCUCAAGAAACAACAACAACCAAACAGCCGAUCAAAGCUCAUUGUCAGAUCUCGACCAGUCAUCGUUACUUGUCUCUCAGGAGGAUGAGAAUACCCCACCCCCCCAUCCAGCCGGUAUCGUUCUCAGACGCCCUGGAUAUUACUGUAUCCCUCCCCUAGAUCAGCUUGCUGAUAUUAUGGAAGAGACCGGGGCAUGUAUGGUGGAGGAUUUUACAAUUGGUAGAGAGGGCUAUGGUAGCGUCUUUUUCCCUGGUAAAACCAAUGUUCAAGGAUUGAAUAUAGAUGAAGUUGGGUCUUCAGAGGAAGAUCCUGAGAGACUUUCGACCAUUGGGUAUGAGGAUAAAUUGGAAAGAGCAACGAUGAAACUGGGAGCGAAGUUUAUGGAAUACAGACCAGAGACUGGUUCCUGGGUGUUUCAGGUUGAACAUUUCUCAAAGUAUGGGUUGUCAGAUAGUGAUGAGGAUGAGCAGGACCCUACAGUCAAGGAUCCAAAAAAGUUGAAGACAACUCAGAAACCACAAACCAAACAGUUUGCUAAAAAGAGCGUGCCACCAAAACCGCAGUUAAAACAGCAGCUUCAGACAAAGAAGCCAAGCCAAACCCCUUCCAUGAACGGCGAGCCGGCAGUGGAGGAGGAACAGAUGCGGAUUGAUCAUGACGACAGUGACGUGAAGUAUCCAGAGGAUAACACACCCUUUAGGGGCCUAGGAGGCGAUGGCCUUACAAAUGAACGUCUUUUCAGUGUGCCUCCUGCUGAACCAGAGAAGGUUGAGGAGGUCUUGGAACCUGUGACUACAUCAGACCUUGCCAACACCUUAGGCAUCAGUACUCACCGGAUGCAGGUGAUGAAGGCAUCCUUCUUUGCCAUGGAUGAUGAUGAUGACGACAGUUCAGGACGUCAAAUGGAUAACGGCAUUAAUGGCUAUGAUGCACCAAAAUCUGGUUUAUUUCUGCACUCUCCUUUACCUAAAGUGGAAGAGCCCAAUAAUGAUGACAAAGGCUUUGGCUAUCGAUCAAGGUUCGUUAAACCUGUGCAGCCCUCCAGUCCUGCUAAGUUCAUCAAUGGACAAAUGUCACCCUCUUAUGACACUAUUAAGGAGGAAAGAUACAAACGAGAUUCAUUUAUUCCAGGUCUGUUUGCGACUUCCAAGUACCCUGUUCAACCAUUGUUACCGCCCCUUCCACAAUCCUUACGAAUACCGAGCGGCUACCUACCUGACGAGAAAGGCCCUAGGCUUGUCGGAGCAAGACGGCAGCCCAUGCUAGUCCCGUUAAAAGACUCGGUUGUCAGUGGCAAGUCAAAUUACUGUUCAGAUGCAUCGCUCAUGAUGGGCCGGUCAUUUAGAGCAAAUUUCGGGCCAAAUUGGACACUGGUUCAUUCUGGCAAGCCAUUAGGUCAAAAGGUCAAAGUGCCUAAGGUGGAGCCAGUCGGAUUUGGUUAUCUAUCAGGCUUAUCAGAGCAGCAGCAAAUGACGUCAUCUCCGUUUAGUGUUUCCAUCGAAAGAGUUCAUGUUGGUGAACAUUUGAAACCAAAAGACAAUAAGAUAUUAGAUUUACAUGAACGUUCUCUGAUUGUCCAGCUCAAAAAUAGUGUCAGGUCAAACAACAGUUCCACCUGUCCAGCAUUUGCCCCCGAGCCUGGGGUCACAGCACUUCAUGAAUAUUCAAAGGUUUCUGCUGUAGAUUUGCAUAAAAAUCUAUCCAAAGAUGUUGGAGAGCUUGAGCAUACUAAAAGUAUUUGGGAUUUGUGUGUCGCCCUCUGGGGCCGCCUACCAGAUGUUGAUGAAAAUGAGGAAGACAUGACCCCUGAUGGAUAUGCAAGACAGAAAGCCAGAAGACGUGCUGUGACCCAGUGGUUUGUAUCAGCAGUGAGUAAGCAGGUCAGAAAAGAAGUACAAGACUAUAAAUAUCAGGAGAAUGGCAAUGUACGUGGUGUUUUGGCCUUACUCAGUGGUGGUCUGGUUGCAGAGGCUAGCAAACUGGCCCAAGAGGCUGGGGAACAUAGGCUAGCCAUGUUGACCUCUCAGGCAGAAGGUUGUGAAAGAACAAAGCAGUUAAUCACUGAGCAACUGAAGUACUGGAAUCAAGUGAAAGCUGACUGUUACAUCAGCAAGGAGCAUUUGUCUGUUUAUGCAAUGCUAGGCGGGCAGCUUGUGUGGCCCUCAUCCGUUGGUGUUAUCAACACAUGCGAAGAAAUGGAUUGGAAGAGAGCGUUAGCCAUUCAUUUGUGGUACUAUUGUGCUCCAACUGCAUCCAUUUCUGAAGCACUGGCAGAAUAUGAAAAGGGGGUCAAGGGAAAUACCGAUCUGGGUCACUACUGUAAUCCGCCGCGCCCAUCAUACAUCGAGGAUAAACAUUCGUAUGUGGUUGAUAACACUGAGGAUUGCGAAGACUUGGUGACGGAUACCUGCUAUCAUUUACUGAAGAUCUAUAGCAUCAAAUCGCAUCGUAUGGACAGUACGCUAGCGCCUACAUCUUACACAUGCUAUCCGAUGGACUACAGACUAAGUUGGCAUUUAUCGCAAGUCUUGGAAGCUCUACACUACUCACAUAUAUCGCAGCAGGAUAUGUGUACGUUGCACACGAGCUACGCCGCUCAACUUGAAGCGCUUGGACUGUGGCAUUGGGCUGUGUUCGUACUACUACACAUUCCAAGCGAUCGGAGGCGCGAGCUAUCUGUCAAGAAGUUGUUAUGUCGUCAGUGUACCUUAAAAAGAAGCGAAGAAACGAGCAGGAAAGAACGUUUCCUUCUGGAGGAGUUGCAGGUACCAGCAAGAUGGUUACAUGAAGCUAAGGCUCUGCGGGCGAAGUACGAAGGGCGCCACCAUGACCAUGCGUACCAUCUUCUGAAGGCUGGCUGCUGGAACGAGUGUCAUAAGAUAGUCAUGUGUCAACUCGCUGCCGAUGCGUUUAUCGAUGAAAACUUUACCUACUUAAAGGAGUUUCUGUGUGAACUUUCUCCUGACGAUAGGUCCAGUUCCAUUCAGGAUUGGAGCACUAACGGACUAGUUUUUCUUGAUUUUAUCCUAAUACUCGAAAAACUACAUGAGCUCCAACAUGGCGGCGGUAGUGCGUUUGAUCUAGAGAAGCUGCAUCCUCAACUUGCCUCACUGUGUAGUCGAGUCGUCAGCCUGCAGUGCAGGUCGGCGAAGGAUCGUCUGUGCCGGUCUGAGAUGUCUAAAAAAUUGGCCAACAUGAUGAAAGUGGUGCUACGUCUACAGAAUGAAUCAACUGAUGAUAGCGACAGAAUCCCUUCUCGAUUACUGGCCCAUCAUGUUGGCAAGUUGCCAAUGCCCGAGGAUUAUGGGUUAGAGGAGCAGAGAUUGCUGGCAAGAAGCUACAUGCUCGAACUCACUGCAUGAAUUAUGAUUAGAACGAUUUUGAAUUGGCAGUCACACAUGUGAUGGUCCCAUCUGUUCAUGUGAUAGUCACACAUGAGCAUGUGAUAGUCAUGUAUAUACAGGAUGAGAUUGUCAUACAGUAUAUGUAUUAUGUGAUAGUAUUAGAUGUUUACAUGAUAAUCACACAUGUGUUCAUGUGUAGUCACAUGAUGAUGUGAUUGUAACAUAAUGUUAAUGUGACAGUUAAGUAUGUGGUAAUCACAUGUAAUAAUCUCACAUGUGUUCAUGUGUAGCAGGCAUAAGUACAAUUGAACAGUGAGCAAGCAUGUCUAUGUAUAAUUGAGGCUGCAUCCUAGCCAAUCACUG